GCUUGUAUUUUUCUUCAACAAAAACGGCAGAGUCCUGCUUCUCUGAUCUCCCAAUCAAAUGAACACCCAUUAGUAGAAUAGCAAGUCUGCUGCUUCUCCCCGAAAAUGCGCUCCUUAGCUAUGAAAGUGCCCAGCAAAUCUCUUCUCAAGCUCCUGAUCUCCGCCCCCAGAACCCCAAUUGCUUCCUCUCGCGCUCUCUGCACAGCCACUGAGACUCGAACUCAAAAGCUUGAACGCAUCGCCGAUGAGCUCCUGGACCUCACCAAGCUCGAGCGCUACGAUUACUCUAUCCUUUUCCGGCUUAAACUUGGCCUCAAUCGCUACGGGCCUGCCGUCUCCGGUCCCGCCUCAGCCGCUCCGUCCUCCCAGGGAUCUGGAGCUGGGGCGGCGGAAGCAAAGGCUGCGGAGAAGACUGCUUUUGAUAUAAAGCUGGAGAAAUUUGAUGCGGCGGCGAAGAUAAAGAUAAUAAAGGAAGUUAGGACUUUUACCGAUUUGGGGUUGAAGGAGGCUAAAGAUUUGGUGGAAAAAGUGCCAGUCGUGAUCAAGAAGGGGGUGACCAAGGAGGAGGCUGAUGGGAUUGUCGCGAAGCUUAAAGAGUUGGGUGCUACUGUGGUACUCGAAUGAUUUUGAUUUCUUUUAAUUUUACUUUUCCUGUUCCUGUAAUGUAGAGUAGAAUAAUUGUUGUUCUAGAGCAAUGGUGAAAUGGGGAAAAUUUUUUGAAUUGAGUUUCUUUUGGUAUUCACAUUUUUGUUCUUACUGUAUUUGUAGUAACUGGAAAUGGGUGUGCUUUGUUGGAGGCAUGUUUCUUUGAUUGGAAGCUCAUAAUGCAUUUGUUUAUUUGUUGCUAGAAUUGAAUUUGGUUUUGAUAGGAGAUUGUGAGGACUGUGUUUGUGGCACUGUUGAGAUUGAUAACUAGAUUUCUUUAACUGAGCUUUUAGCCUGCUGAAAGAAAAAUCGUUUGGCUUUCUUGACACUUAGAAGCAUUCAUUUCAUUCGUGUUCUUAAGAAGAUGAACUAAAAACGCUGUCCAAAGAAAUUGUAAUUUUUGACAAUGUCAGUCCUGUUGUUAGUGAAGUCAGGAGCUUUGUGUGCUUGAUGGUGCUAAUGUUGUGGGACUUGGGUAGGUUUGCUGCUUUUUGGAGUUUAGAUAUUGCUUAGAAUCAAUUAGAUCUUGCCUA
Rubroshorea leprosula is the source of this 1178-nucleotide messenger RNA. The record is from the annotation of a GenBank genome assembly. Lineage: Eukaryota; Viridiplantae; Streptophyta; Magnoliopsida; Malvales; Dipterocarpaceae.